UACAUAUACAUAACAUAUUAACACAUGCUCAACCACAUACAUGCACCAUUCACUUUCUCACUCCCUUUCUCCCCUAUAUAUAUACUCUUUCAUUUGCUUCUUUUCCCAAUUCCCCAGUUUCAAAUUUUUCACUAGCAAAACCUAAAUGGGAGAGAAAACGGAGCAGGCGAAGAACAAUGAGAACGCCGUCGUUUUGAAACUCGACUUGCAUUGUGAAGGAUGCGUUAAGAAAAUCAAACGAGCCCUUCGCAAUUUUAACGGCGUGGAAGAUGUGAAGGCCGAUUUAUCCGGUAACAAACUAACGGUCAUCGGAAAAGUGGACCCUACCAAGGUGCGGGAUAAACUAGCGGAGAAAACUAACAAAAACGUUGAGCUUGUUUCUUCUCCGCCUAAAAAAGACGCCGCCGGUGAUAAACCACCGCCGGAGAAGAAGCCGGAGGAGAAACCGAAAACUGACGAUAAAAAGCCGGAAGAAGAAAAAACGAAACCCGAUGAGAAAAAGGCGGAAGAGAAAACCAAAACCCCUAAACAGAGCACGGUGGUGAUGAAGAUCAGGUUGCACUGUGACGGUUGCAUUCACAAAAUUGAGAAGAUUGUCCUUAAGGCAAAAGGAGUUGAGUCGGUGAAUAUUGAGGGAGGAGGGAAGGAUUUGGUGACGGUGAAGGGAACGGUGGAGGCGAAUGAGUUGGUGCCGUAUUUGAGGGAGAAGCUGAAACGGAACGUGGAGGUGGUGGUGGUUCCGCCGAAGAAAGACGAUGAAAAGAAAGAGAACAAACAAGGUGGCGGUGGUGGUGAGAAGAAAGAGGGUGGUGGCGAUAAGAAAGAGGUUGAAAGCGGAACAACGAAGGUGGAGGUGAACAAAAUGGAGCACUACGGGUAUGGGUAUGCACAGCAACCUCCGAUGUACUGGCACGGCGGGUAUGCGCCGGGUGAGAGUAGCGGUGGCGGCGGCGGUGGUGGUUAUGCGGUGGAGGGUCAAGGUGGGUAUUGGAAUGAUGGAGGGUAUAAUGGUAAUAGCAACUACUACCAGCAUGGGUAUGUGAACCAGCAACAACAAGGAGGAGGGUAUAUGGUGGAGCAACCCCCACCGUACUAUUUGCACCAGCAGCAUCCUCUUCCUCCACAGAUGUUUAGUGAUGAGAAUCCCAAUGCAUGUUCCGUGAUGUGAGCCUGAACCUUUUGAGUAUUUUUACGUUAAUUAGUUAAUUAAUUGAGGUUUAUUUUGAUGAUGUAUAAUACAGGAAGGAUUAAAGAAGGUUGUAAAUAACAAUUGUUGAUUGUUAAUUCAAUUCAGCAAGGGGAAGAGAGUUUUAUUUUACAUUAUUAAACUUGAAUUAGUAGAAUAGGAUUAGAACAAGUUAACGAGGUAGAACUUUGUUAUGACCUCAUGGGUUAGUGACGUAGAGGACGGUACGGCCGGCUGAUGAGAAUUGGUUUAUAUAUAUAAUUUGAGAAAACAAAAUGGAUUAGCUGUUUUUUGUGUU
Messenger RNA from Lotus japonicus, 1484 nucleotides. RefSeq names its product heavy metal-associated isoprenylated plant protein 6-like. The transcript has 4 exons. The record is from RefSeq and is a predicted model, not a curated record. NCBI's taxonomy places the organism in Eukaryota, Viridiplantae, Streptophyta, Magnoliopsida, Fabales, Fabaceae. Gene Ontology annotation, molecular function: metal ion binding. Bases 146 to 1168 code for a protein of 340 amino acids.